AUGUUCCUCGGCCGGCCUUGGAUGGAGAGAAAUCACGUCGUGUACGAUGCUGCCAAGCAGCAGAUGUACCAUGGGAGGGCAGCCGUAUUCACGGCGGAAUGUCGACGCGCAAAGAGACGCAAGAAGUGCAACGCGAUCUCGAUUCAUGCAAUCAGUUUGUCGGAUAUAGAGGCGCUUCAGCCGAAGCCGCCAGUCGAUCCGAGCGAGAAGGUCCCGGCAGAAGUGCUGAAAGAAUUCCGCGACCUAUUCUCACCAGGAGAGGCAAUGAAGCUGCCGCCACAUCGACCGGGUGUGGAUCAUGAAGUCAACCUGCAGCCUGACAAGAACGGCAACGAGCCACCCUUCCGAUUCAUCCGAGCGAGUAGCUCAGCGGCUGCCGCGCCGGUGCUGUUCGUGCGGAAGCCGAAUGGAGGGCUGCGAUUUUGUUGCGACUACCGAGCGCUGAAUAAUCUGGCCAAGGCUAAGUGGUUCACAACGUACCUGGAUGAUGUACUGAUCUACUCGAGCGGUUCGAAGGCGGAUCAUGAGGCUAAGGUGCGACGAGUUCUCCAAGCACUCGCCGACGCUGGGCUGCACCUAGACCCAGCGAAGUGCGAGUUUUCGGUACAAGAGGUCAAAUACCUUGGCUUUCUGGGCUUCGCCAACUAUUACCGGAUCUUCAUCCCCGACUAUGCCAAGAUCACGCAGUCUCUGGAUGCCCUGCUUAAGAAGGAACUGCCUUUCAUUGGGGACGAGCGGAGAACGAGGCGUUUCAGGAGCUGA
Hirsutella rhossiliensis is the source of this 762-nucleotide messenger RNA. Its product is annotated as reverse transcriptase (RNA-dependent DNA polymerase) domain-containing protein. The coding region runs from base 1 to 762 and encodes 253 amino acids. The record is from RefSeq and is a predicted model, not a curated record. Lineage: Eukaryota; Fungi; Ascomycota; Sordariomycetes; Hypocreales; Ophiocordycipitaceae. The transcript has 6 exons.